Messenger RNA from Rhipicephalus microplus (southern cattle tick), 1276 nucleotides. It is a transcript of the gene mRpL45, whose product is annotated as mitochondrial ribosomal protein L45. Gene Ontology annotation, cellular component: mitochondrion. Lineage: Eukaryota; Metazoa; Arthropoda; Arachnida; Ixodida; Ixodidae. The record is from RefSeq and is a predicted model, not a curated record.
CUUGGCAACGAUAUACGCUGUUUAUUUGCGACAACCUACUCUUUUCAAGGUCUACGUGAAGAUUUUCCCGUAAACUCUUCCGUUGAUGGCUCGAAGGCAUGCGAAUCCUCAGUCGAUAUUCGCUCGCGCUUCUAGGCAGUGUCAAAUUAUGCAUCUUUAAAAUGAUGUGAUCACUACGCCCAUUAGUUGGCGCAGGGGCUGUUCCGACCGUCGGUGCAGCAAGUGCGCUGGAUGAAAAACAACAAGCACUGGCUUCCCAAAUGGAAGGCAUUGCGACGGCGCAAGGUUAUCAAGAUAAAGCUGCCCGAAUUCGAGGAGAUGCGCCGCAAGGACCAAAUGACACCGGAGGAGAUGCGUACCAAACUAAAGGAGCAAGGCGUGGCCCCCGACCGGCCCUGGAAUGAGCGACCCAUGGUCAUCAGCUGCUCGGGUGGUGUCUUCGAACCGUACCUUCCUCCCGAGGGUGAUGGAAAAGUGAGCGUCCUGACCAAGGCUGGAGCCGUGCAGCGCAUGCGGCGCCUUGAGAUGCGCGGCAAGUCCUACAUGAACCUGCGAAAAAUCCGCGCCUAUGAGGACGAAUUUGACCUCGUGGAGUUUGCCGAUGUGGCCCAGGAUCUCUACGUAGAAGCCCACAAGGCGCUUGCCAAUCGAGAUGAGGAAAAGCUUCAGGACCUUGUGACAGAGCACUGCUACCCUAUUAUAAUGGAGAACAUAGAGCGGAAGACACUGCGGUGGCAGUUUGUGCGCAGCCUGGAACCUCCACGGGCAGUGCACAUCCGGUGCACCGACAUGAUCAGCAAGGAGAACUUGUUUGCCCAGAUCACCAUGCGAUUUCACAGUCAGCAGACAUUGGCAGUCUACGAUCGUUUUGGCCGUCUAAUGCAUGGAAAUGAAGCGAUAAUCAAGGAUGUCUUGGAAUAUGUAGUCUUCGAGAAGCACAUUUCAAACGUGUAUGGUACAUGGCGUCUACACUCGAAGAUCAUCCCAGACUGGCAACCACCAAAGGAGCCCAUGAGGAAGACAUUUGUUAAGCCAAAGGAGCAGCCAGAGGAAGCUCCUGGUGCAACAGAGACAACUACCACCACUGUAAAGGAAACCAGGCCUCCACCACCAUCACCAUCGUCUCAACAACCGUCUGGUGAAACAUUUGCAACAGCGUGAUACAAGUUUCAAGAAAAACCCUAGAAACAAGCAGUUUCUUGACUUUCUAAUUAGACUGUGUAAUUUUCAAUAGUUAGAGCAAUUGCUGAAAAAAAAAAAAGGAAUUGUUACAAUU